CCCAGUCCAUCCCACAGUCACCGUGCAGGCACGGCUUCUCCAGCUCCAGCUGCCUCCUGGCCCGAUGGGCUCAUAGGAGGCGGCAGCACCCCCAUGCCGCAGCAGGCUGCCAGCUCCCCGCGUGAGGAGAGAUGGCCAUGGGUGCAGCAGGGCUGGGGCGGCCCUGAGACAUAGGGGAUCCCGGACGGGCUGUGCCAGCCCUCACGGGCCAGGGACAGGACCCAGCUCCUUGAGCAGUGCCACAGCUGAGACCAGGCCAGCUCGCUUCCUUCCAAGGGCCUCCCGCUCGUCCAGCUUCCACUGCAGCAGAGCCGUGGCGCCUGGGGAAUCCACGGAGCAGGGACGGGAAACCUCGCCCCAUUUCCUUUCUACUCACCCACCCUGACCACAGAGAGGAGGAGAGAUGAGCAUGCCUGGAAAAGAGCGGGCGAGGAGGGCCUGGCACUAAAGGAGCCAAGCAGGCAGGGGCCUCCCCCCAGCCAGCCAGUGCCACCCCCGAGACUGGGCAUGCCUGGACCUCUCUGACACCGGACAGGGCCAGGCUGUGCUGCGUGGCCAUGGGGCUCCGGAUCUACCUCCUCCUCCUCCUCUUCCACCUCCUGGGGCUAGCAGGUGCCAUCCUGGACAUCACGCUGGUGGCCAACGUGCAGAGCCCAUCCCACAACGGCUUCUACCUCUCCUGCGUGAUGGGCGAGCGUAACGUGAACUCCCUGCAGAUUGAGCGGGACAACAAGGUCGUGAUGGCGCCUCCUGGGACACGAGUCCAGAACUACCGCAACCGCAGCAGCGAGGUCCAGGCCCGAGGCUUCUCCGUAGCUAACCUGGUCGGCAUCCUGUACUGCCUGGGCAAGACCCCCACCGAGCAAGGCCAGGUGAUCUAUGUGCACAACAGUCACUAUGCCCCCCUGCUCCCGGUAAGAGCCACGCAGUCUGUGAGCAUCGCCGAGUCGGCCACCUUCACUGCCAAGGUCAUCAGCAGGAAGAACAUGGACAUCAUGUGGAAGAGGAACGGCUCCUACUACCAGACGACGCACAAGGGCGAGAUGAAGGACGACCUGUUCUCCUUGACCCUCCGGGAUGUGGGCAUGCAGGACAAUGGGGUAUACAGCGCCACCUUCAUUGGGGACAGCCCCCUGGCCAGUGCCUUCUUCAGGCUGAUUGUGCGAGGAUGCGCGGCAAGGAAGUGGGGGCCGGCCUGCGAGAAGGACUGUCCCGACUGCCUGAAUGGCGGCGUCUGCCACGACCACGUUGGCGAGUGCCUCUGCCCCCCGGGCUUCAUGGGCACCCGCUGCGAGAAAGCCUGCCGAGAGGGCCGGUUUGGCCGUAACUGCCAGGAACAAUGCGUCAGCAACCAGGGCUGCCGGGGCCUGAGCUUCUGCCUGCCCGACCCCUAUGGCUGCUCCUGCGCGUCCGGCUGGAGCGGCCCCCAGUGCACCCUCGCCUGCCCACACGGACGCUACGGCCCUGACUGCGCCCUGGACUGCCGCUGCCAGAACGGAGGCACUUGCAACCGCUUCAGCGGCUGCGUCUGCCCCUCGGGUUGGCAUGGGCAGUACUGCGAGAAGACAGACCGGAUCCCCCAGAUCAUCAACCUGGCCUCGGAGCUGGAGUUCAACCUGGGCUCGCAGCCUGUGGUCAGCUGCAUCGUCACGGGGAACCCGCUGCCCGUGCGGGACAGCAUCGAGCUGCGCCUGGUCGAUGGGACACUGCUCAAGGCCAGCAAGGCCAUCAUGGUAACGAACCAGACCACCUUCGAGUUCGUGGUGCCACCACUUACCCUGGUGAACAUGGGAUUGUGGGAGUGCCGGGUCUCCACCACUGGUGGCCAGGACAGCCGGCGGGUCAAGGUCCAUGUCCGAGUGCCGCCGGAGCCACAGAGUGCCCCCCGGCUGCUGGCCAAGCGGAGCCGGCAGCUCGUGGUGGCCCCCAUGGACCACUUCUCUGGCGAUGGGCCCAUCGUCUCCAUCAAGGUGCUCUACAGGCCCCGGGACAUGCCCUCGGCAUGGUCAUCCAUCGUGGUCAACCACAGUGAAAGCAUCACACUUGUGAACCUGCAGCCCGUCACCGCCUACCUUGUCAGGGUGCAGCUGAGCCGCCCGGGGCAGAACGGCGAGGGGCCCGCGGGGCCGCAGGCCGUCAUGGUGACAGAGUGCCAGGAGCCCUCGGCUCAGCCUGUGAUCGAGGGCUGGUCUGUGGAGGGGAAGAACACGCUGCAUGUCAGCUGGAGGGUGCCCAGCAUCCAUGAGCCGGCCCACGGGUUCAUCGUGCGCCUCCUUGACGCCGCCGGGGCGCUGGUUCAAGAGACCAACAUCAGCUCCAUGUCUGUGCACUCGGCCCGCAUCCCCAGCCUGGAGUUCAACCGGGAGUAUGGCCUGCAGGUCUUUGUCUACCACUGCACUGGCCUGGGCCCCCCCUCCGACCUGCGCAGCGUCACCAUCAACAGCAAAGGCCCUUCCUCCCCGCGGUUGCUGCGUGCUGAGCCUGUGACUGACAGCAUGGUGCGGCUCAGCUGGCACAGCCCCGAGUACCCCAAUGGGGGCAUCAGCAAAUACACGGUGGAGCUGCAGCAGCUGGGUGGCUCCAGUGAGCCCCAGUGGGUCGACACAGACAGCGGUGCCGAGACCUCCAAGGUCCUUGGUGGGCUCAAUGCCAGCACUGGCUACCAGUUCCGGGUCCGCGCCAACUCCCACGUGCCAGGCGAGUGGAGCCAGCCGGUGCGCGUGGAGAACCUGGGAGACGGUGACCUGAGCCCAGUGCCCAGCUUGGAGAGCCAGGGCAUGCAGCCCUCGGGCAUUGACCAGCAGCUGCUCCUGGCCAUCGUGGGCUCUGUGUCUGUCACCUGCAUCACCAUCCUCCUCGGCCUCCUCUCCCUCUUCCUCAUCAAGAACUUCUUCCACCGCCGCCGCACCUUCACCUACCAGUCGGGCUCAGGGGAAGAGACCAUCCUGCAGUUCAACUCGGGCACGCUGACGCUGACGCGGCGGCCGAAGCCACAGCCCGAGCCCCUGAGCUACCCCAUCCUGGAGUGGGAGGACAUCACCUUCGAGGACAUGAUCGGGGAGGGCAACUUCGGGCAGGUCAUCCGCGCCAUGAUCAAGAAGGAUGGGCUGAAGAUGAACGCUGCCAUCAAGAUGCUGAAAGAGUUUGCGUCGGAGAACGACCACCGGGACUUCGCAGGGGAGCUGGAGGUGCUGUGCAAGCUGGGGCACCACCCCAACAUCAUCAACCUGCUGGGUGCCUGCGAGAACAGAGGCUACCUGUACAUCGCCAUUGAGUACGCCCCGUAUGGGAACCUGCUGGACUUCCUGCGGAAGAGCCGCGUGCUGGAGACUGACCCGGCCUUUGCCAAGGAGCAUGGCACAGCCUCCACGCUCACCUCCCAGCAGCUUCUGCAGUUCGCCUCCGACGUGGCCAAGGGGAUGCAGUACCUGAGCGAGAAGCAGUUCAUUCACAGGGACCUGGCGGCCAGGAACGUCCUGGUGGGAGAGAACCUGGCCUCCAAGAUUGCGGACUUCGGCCUGUCCCGAGGGGAGGAGGUCUAUGUGAAGAAGACAAUGGGCCGCCUGCCCGUCCGCUGGAUGGCCAUCGAGUCCCUGAACUACAGCGUCUACACCACCAAGAGUGAUGUGUGGUCCUUCGGGGUCCUGCUGUGGGAGAUCGUCAGCCUGGGGGGGACGCCGUACUGUGGGAUGACGUGCGCUGAGCUCUACGAGAAGCUGCCACAGGGAUACCGCAUGGAGAAGCCACGCAACUGUGACGACGAGGUGUAUGAGCUGAUGCGGCAGUGCUGGAGAGACCGUCCCUACGAGCGCCCGCCCUUCGCCCAGAUCUCGCUGCAGCUCAUCCGCAUGCUGGAGGCCAGGAAGGCUUAUGUGAACAUGUCCUUGUUUGAGAACUUCACGUAUGCGGGGAUCGACGCCACAGCGGAGGAGGCCUGAGCCGCGCCGCACCUGCCCAGCCCUCCUGGAAGUGCCACACACCGGCUGGCACGGGACACAGGGCUCAGGGCACGACAGCCUGGCCCCGCAGGGACACAGGAAACUGGCCUGUUCCGGCGCCACUGCCUGCACACACCUCCUGGCUAGCAGCACCGGCGCAGCAGGGCUGCACCUCGGCCCCCUGGCCACAGCACCCAGCAGGACUUGCACCACUGCCCAUGGCGCAUCUGCUCCCCAGCUGCUGCAGGUCGGAGCGGGGGCCAGCCAAAGAGCUCCCAGGUAGCCAGUGGGCAGUGCUGCCUGUCUCCUGCCCUGCCCCAUGGGACUUUGCCAUAGCCCGGUGGGGCAGAGAACUGUGGGCUCCGAGAGCCCCUGUCCUUGGAGCCAGCAGACACUGCUUCCCCCUCCGAAGCCUGGGAAGGGCAUCCUGGUGCCCCGUGAGGCAGAGACACAAGCUCGGGAAGAGCAGAGCCCCGGGCCCGGCAUUUUCUCUGUGACUGCUCACCCCGGCCAGUUUGCAGACUGACCCUGUGGGCCUGGACUCACUGCUGGGCAUCAGGGACGGAGACGGGCAUGAUCUUCUGCAGGGCUUGGUGCUCAUGUGCUCCCCUGGUGCGUGGGCAGGGAGCAGGACUGCCUCGGCACAGCCACGUGCUGCCCCACCACCGGUGAGCCCGGCUGUCGCAGCAUCUGCUUCAUGUCCAAUAAACACAAUGCAUGGGA
Molecule: messenger RNA, 4661 nt
Organism: Alligator mississippiensis (American alligator)
Lineage: Eukaryota; Metazoa; Chordata; Crocodylia; Alligatoridae
Gene: TIE1
Product: tyrosine kinase with immunoglobulin like and EGF like domains 1
Exons: 23
Coding region: 558-3938 (1126 amino acids)
Biological process (GO): cell surface receptor protein tyrosine kinase signaling pathway; protein phosphorylation; multicellular organism development
Cellular component (GO): signaling receptor complex
Molecular function (GO): protein binding; transmembrane receptor protein tyrosine kinase activity; calcium ion binding
Source: RefSeq, a predicted model, not a curated record